AUGCCUACGCAAGAAGGCCGCAUCACAAAAUCUAAAGCACAACCCAAGACAGGAAGAAAAGAGGCGCGGUCCGUCAGAAAAGACGUGUACUCCGCCAAGUCCAUCUCCGCCGCAGAUCUAGAGGCCUGCCUCGACCUCGUGGAGCUGACCUCCAGCGCGGCGUACGCAGCAUCCACCAGCGGCUGGUCGCGUCCCCGCAAGCGUAAAGAAAUGCUACUGCCAGACAUGAAGUUCCUGAUUGUUCGGGACGCGGGAUGUUUGGCUGGGACGCCUGAGCCUGUGGCCGAUCGGCCGAACGCGUCGGGGACUGCGGACGGGGAAUGGGAGGAUGAAGAUGAGGGGGGCGUCCUGGGGUUUCUGUCUUUUAUGGUUACGUAUGAGGAUGGAAAGGAGGUUGUUUACUGUUACGAGAUUCAUUUGGCGACUGAGGCGCGUGGGAAGGGAAUUGGGGGGCUGUUGAUGAGCACGAUGGAGGGGAUUGGGAGGCUUAUUGGGCUGGAGAAGGCUAUGUUGACGGUUUUCAGGUCUAAUACUGCUGCGCGACAGUUCUAUGAGAAGGGUGGGUACGAGGUGGACGAAUAUUCGCCAAAGCCGCGGCGAUUGCGCAAUGGGACGGUAAAGGAGGCUGAUUAUUUCAUUUUGUCCAAGCAAUUAAAUUGA
Messenger RNA from Penicillium chermesinum, 660 nucleotides. RefSeq names its product N-terminal L-serine N(alpha)-acetyltransferase NAT4. Gene Ontology annotation, cellular component: nucleus. Bases 1 to 660 code for a protein of 219 amino acids. The transcript has 2 exons. The record is from RefSeq and is a predicted model, not a curated record. NCBI's taxonomy places the organism in Eukaryota, Fungi, Ascomycota, Eurotiomycetes, Eurotiales, Aspergillaceae. Gene Ontology annotation, molecular function: protein N-terminal-serine acetyltransferase activity; histone H2A acetyltransferase activity; histone H4 acetyltransferase activity.